This is a messenger RNA of Brassica napus (rape), 1142 nucleotides long. RefSeq names its product dolichol-phosphate mannosyltransferase subunit 1. NCBI's taxonomy places the organism in Eukaryota, Viridiplantae, Streptophyta, Magnoliopsida, Brassicales, Brassicaceae. The record is from RefSeq and is a predicted model, not a curated record. The coding region runs from base 128 to 964 and encodes 278 amino acids. Gene Ontology annotation, cellular component: endoplasmic reticulum membrane. Gene Ontology annotation, biological process: GPI anchor biosynthetic process; protein O-linked glycosylation via mannose. Gene Ontology annotation, molecular function: dolichyl-phosphate beta-D-mannosyltransferase activity. The transcript is spliced from 9 exons.
ACAUUAAUUGAGUACUUUAGACUUUACUUUUCCGUACAGAGAGUCACAGAGACGACGGUUGAUUUCACGGAGAGCCGAUCGGGGAGGUUAAGACGACGAAGGAAGCUCGCGUUAUUGAUCGGGUGCUAUGGCGGACCAGAAUGAGACGAAAGGAGAGGAGGGAAAGCACAAGUAUAGCAUAAUCGUUCCUACCUACAACGAGCGCCUCAAUAUCGCUCUCAUCGUCUACCUCAUUUUCAAGCAUCUCCGCAUCUCUCGUUAUGGAUCAUGGUUCUACGUCGCAGAUCCAGAUUUGAUUAUUGUUGUUUGUGCACAUGAGCUAGUACUCGGUGAUAUCAUCUCGGAUGUUGAUUUUGAGAUAAUUGUUGUUGAUGAUGGGAGUCCUGAUGGCACUCAAGAAAUCGUCAAGCAACUUCAGCAUUUGUAUGGUGAAGACCGCAUUCUUCUAAGAGCUAGAGCCAAGAAGCUCGGUUUGGGAACUGCGUAUAUCCAUGGUUUGAAGCAUGCUACAGGUGAUUUCGUUGUGAUCAUGGAUGCUGAUCUUUCACAUCAUCCAAAGUAUUUGCCAAGUUUCAUCAAGAAACAACUAGAGACAAAUGCAAGUAUAGUAACGGGUACACGAUAUGUGAAAGGUGGUGGUGUACACGGGUGGAAUCUUAUGCGUAAACUCACAAGCAGAGGAGCAAAUGUGCUAGCUCAAACCCUUUUGUGGCCUGGUGUAUCUGAUUUAACCGGAUCCUUCCGGCUAUACAAGAAAUCAGUGCUUGAGGACGUGAUAAGUUCAUGUGUGAGUAAAGGUUAUGUUUUUCAGAUGGAGAUGAUUGUUCGUGCUACCAGAAAAGGAUACCAUAUCGAAGAGGUGCCGAUCACUUUUGUGGAUAGAGUCUUUGGAACUUCGAAGCUGGGAGGAUCUGAAAUAGUGGAAUAUCUAAAAGGGCUUGUCUAUCUUCUCCUGACGACUUAAAGAGACACCAAGCAGCUCAACACACACAUGAAUCUUUCUUUAUACUCGUCACUUAACACCUGAACUCUGAUCCAUGUCUUUAGUUUUGCUUCUUUCAAAGACUCGAAACGUUCGUUUCGAAUGCUCUAUUCUCUCUACCAUAGGUGAUGGGCUUAUCUUAUGGUAAUGGGCUUUACUG